GUAAUAAUGCUGAAGAUCGCCGUCGCCCUUUGCCUUGUCGCUUCCGCUCUUUGCGCCAAGUGCGAGUCGCCAAAGUACUCGGCCUCGUCAUUCUCCACUACCGACGGAUUCUUCCACUACAAAACCACCUUCAUCACCGAGUUCACACUUCAAUGCAGCAACAACCCGAAGAAUAUCCAAUACACUGCUGAAGUAAACGGUCGCCUUAUCCCAGUCUCGAUUUCCGACGAGACCGCCAAGUUCCAAGUCUCAUGGACUCUUGAGCACAAGGACGCCGGAGCUCAAACCUUUAAUAUUAACAUUUUCGACGAGGAGGGAGCCGCUCAAUACGCCAAGAACCCUGUCACCAAGCCACUCUUCACCGUUCAACAAAGCCAUGGGGGUCUCGCCACGAAGUCUCCAAUCUCUUCCGAGACUGUCGCCGUCAUCAUCGUCGUCAUUGGCCUUUACUACGCCAUUCGUCAAAAGACCGAACUUGUCCACUAAAUAUCAUUGUUUUUAUCCCCAAAUUACUGGUCAACGCACGUUUGCGUGCUGGGUUUUUGUUCUUUUUGUUUUUAUUUAUAUAUACAAAAUGUAAUUUAUUGAUUUUUGCCCCUUUUUCCACCCCAUUCGUGUAUUUAUAAGUUCAGUAGCCCCCAAAUAGCCAUAAAUUGAAAUUUAAUU
Molecule: messenger RNA, 666 nt
Organism: Caenorhabditis elegans
Lineage: Eukaryota; Metazoa; Nematoda; Chromadorea; Rhabditida; Rhabditidae
Gene: trap-4
Product: Translocon-associated protein subunit delta
Cellular component (GO): endoplasmic reticulum; membrane; endoplasmic reticulum membrane
Source: RefSeq, marked reviewed